CACACUCACUCGUGUUUCACCCUCACACCUCAGCAGCAGCGUGCAAAUAAACGCACACACAUACACACACGCACAUGCACACACAUGCACACACACACACGCGCACACACACACACACAUCUCUGCAUCCUGUAUUUUUUUAUGCAUCGGGAACCGGGCGCUUUAUAAGCGGUCGUGGAUUAUGAUGCCAGUUUUUAUAACAGCGGAAUAUUGGCUUCUUCUUCGACUCCAACUGUGAACAGCAGUAAAUCCCGUGCACGCGCGAGUGUGUGUGUUUUUUUUUUUUUUAAUUAUUUUAAUUUUUCAGAAUUAUUUGUAAUUUGGUUUCCACGUUACUUCUGAACGCCGAGAAACCGCCGAGCGAGACGCAAAGCCUACGUUCAAUGCAGUUGGAACAUGUCCUAUGUUCCCUUUCAAGAUGCAAGGUGUGCCGUCCCCCCCUCCUAUCAUUAUCACCAUCAUCGCUCCCACGCCCACUCCUUCCACGCUCCCUCCUACGACCGUCCCGCUCACGAACGUCCCACCUACAACCGUCCCUCCUACAGCCGUCCUUCCCACGACCGCCCUUCCUUCGACCGCCCUUCCUUCGACCGCCCGUCUUUUGACCGCCCGUCCUUCGACCACCCGUCCUUCGACCGCCCGUCCUUCGAUCGUCCUUCCUUUGAUCGUCCUUCCUUCGAUCGCCCAUCCUACAGCCGUCCCUCGCACGAACGCCCCAUCUACGACCGCCCAUCACACGAUCGUCCACCCCAGGACCGUUGGAACCCCCGUCUUCGCGUGAGCUCCGGAAAUCAGCUCUACAUGUUGGACCAGGAAGAGGUACACCCUUUGCUGAUGCGCGAGAGGCGCUCAGAGUCUCACAGGAACAAGCUGCUGCGGCGGACAGUCAGCGUUCCUGUUGAGGGAAGGCACCAUCCCGAGAUGGAUCAUCGCGCCCGGCGGAAGAGCAUAGCCACCGGGAAGCAGCCCAGCAUGGAGGUCCCUCCCACUGCCCCCCUUCAACCCUUCCGACAAUCCGUGAGUAACCCCCACUGUUCCCGGCCUCGCUCGCUGCCUCCAUCCCUCUCGCUGUCCCUCCUCCCUCCUCCCGCCCUGGGUCCACCACACACCUGGCUUCAAGAAAGGUUCCGGCACGCCCCCUUGCCCCGCUCGCUGCCCCUCUCCCCUCCCUGUCCUUCACCCUGCCUCACUCGCCUGCCGCCUCCUCUCCUCCCCCCCUUCUUGUACUGGGGCGGAGACUGGAGGGCUGCCGGUUCGAGUCCAGUGGCGGGAGGAGCAUAUAUUGCACCACUGCCCCCUGUUGAGAGUUUCCUCAGUAGAAGGUUGAAGGGCUCAAUCAAGAGGGCCAAGAGUCAGCCCAAACUGGACCGAACUAGCAGUUUCCGCCACAUGAUCCUCCCCCGCUUCCGCAGUGCCGACCAAGACAGGACCCGUUUGAUGCAGAGCUUCAAAGAGUCCCACUCCCAUGAGUCCCUGCUUUCUCCCAGCAGUGCCGCUGAGGCGCUGGACCUCACUCUGGACGAGGACGCUAUCAUCAAACCUGUGCACUCGAGCAUCCUGGGACAGGAGUACUGCUUUGAGGUGACUACGGCAUCGGGAACCAAGUGCUUUGCGUGUCGCUCAGCUGCAGAGAGAGACAAAUGGAUCGAGAACCUGCAGAGAGCUGUCAAGCCCAACAAGGACAACAGCCGGAGGGUGGACAAUGUGCUCAAACUGUGGAUCAUAGAGGCCCGCGAGCUUCCAGCAAAGAAACGAUACUACUGCGAACUAUGUUUGGACGACAUGCUGUAUGCACGCACCACCAGCAAGCCCCGCACCGACACCGUUUUCUGGGGCGAGCACUUUGAAUUCAACAACCUGCCAGCUGUCCGCAACCUACGCCUUCAUCUAUACAAGGAGACAGACAAGAAGAGACGCAAGGAAAAGAGCACAUACUUAGGACUCGUAAGCAUCCCCAUCUCAAGCAUCACUGGACGUCAGUUUGUGGAGCAGUGGUACCCGGUCAUCCAGCCCAGCGUCCUCACCAAGGGAGCUGGUGUCGGAGGAGGGAAGAUCAUCAAUGCAUCUCUACGCCUCAAAUCCCGCUUUCAGACCAUGAACAUCCUGCCCAUGGAGCUGUAUAAGGAGUUUGCAGAGUAUGUCACUAAUAACUACCGCACCCUGUGUGCUGUGCUGGAGCCUGUGCUGAGUGUCAAGAGCAAAGAGGAAGUGGCCUGUGCUCUGGUGCAUAUACUUCAGAGCACAGGGAAAGCUAAGGAUUUUCUAUCGGACAUGGCAAUGUGUGAGGUAGACAGAUUCAUCGACCGAGAACACCUUAUCUUCAGAGAGAACACUCUGGCCACCAAAGCCAUAGAAGAGUACCUCAAACUGAUUGGACAUAAGUACCUCAAGGAUGCUAUAGGGGAGUUCAUAAGGGCCUUGUAUGAGUCAGAAGAAAAUUGUGAAGUUGACCCCAUGAGAAUACCACCCUCUGUACUACCAGACCACCAAGCCAAUCUUCGAAUGUGCUGUGAAUUGGCACUCUGCAAGAUUGUUAAUUCCCAUUGUGUGUUCCCUCGAGAGCUGAAGGAAGUCUUUGCCUCCUGGCGAGUGCGCUGUGCUGAGAGGGGUCGAGAAGACAUCGCUGACCGCCUCAUCAGCGGUUCUCUUUUCCUGCGCUUCCUGUGUCCUGCCAUCAUGUCGCCAUCGCUUUUCAACCUCACCCAGGAGUAUCCAGAUGAGCAGACAUCACGCACACUCACCCUCAUCGCUAAAGUAGUGCAAAACCUGGCUAACUUCUCCAAGUUUGGAAGCAAAGAGGAGUACAUGUGUUUCAUGAAUGAGUUUUUAGAAAUGGAGUGGGGCUCCAUGCAACAGUUCCUCUACGAGAUCUCCAACCUGGACAGUGUCAGCAAUGCAGGCGCUUUUGAGGGCUACAUCGACCUGGGCAGGGAGCUGUCUAUACUGCACAGUCUCCUCUGGGAGGUCAUGGCUCAACUCAGCAAGGAUGCCAUCAUCAAACUGGGUCCUUUGCCUCGUCUCCUGAAUGACAUCAGCAUGGCCUUGCGUAACCCACACCUCCAGAGGCAGCCCAGCCAUCAGACAGACAGAGAGCCUGGGAGACAGUCAGACAGGCUGCUGUCACGGCCCAGCUUCAGCAGGGGCAUCUCAUCUGAGUUCCAAAAUCUCAUGAUGAGGGAUCUUAAUAGCUCUAUAGAUAUCACCCGUUUGCCUUCCCCUACAUCCACCGGAGGGGUCAUGCCAUCUCGUUCCCAGAUGAGUUUUCAGGACCGUGACCACCCUCAUCGAGCAUCCUCCAAAGACAUGUUUUACGUAUCACGCCCUCCCCUGGCCCGAUCCAGCCCAGCGUACUGCACGAGCAGCUCGGAUAUCACAGAACCUGAUCCUAAGGAUUCCCGAAUGAACAGCGUGUCUAACCUGCAGUCGGUGGACAUGCUCAACUCCUCCCAGGCCUCCAUCGCCGGCAUGGGCAGCUUCGGCGGGCUGAGCAGCGGAGGCGGUGGCGGCCUGGGGUCGGGCCUGAGCAGCCAGCUGCGGGCCGGUGGGAGGUUGUCAGCUGGCUCUGGCGGCUCCAGCAUGUCCGGUGGCCUCCGGCUGAGCCAGCUGAGCCAGAUGGGCACCACCACCGACUCGCUAUCCCAGCAGCAGCAACAGCAGGCCGCCGCCAUGCGCUACCCGCUUUCCUUCCAGAAUCCCCUCUUUCAUCUGGCGACUGCUGAUGGGCCUCAACAGCAACAGCUCCAUCACCAGCACAGCCGGGCUCAACCCCCCGCACCCCUUCUCCUGGCCCCAGAGCCCGAACCCUCUCACCAGUCCUACAUCCCACAGUUCGCCCAUGGAGGGUUCUCUCGCAGUGAGGAUCUGUCCACCCUCAGGACCAGGGACGGUCACCUGGGACAACCCAGCAUCAUCCACUCACAUAGCUACAGUGACGACUACAGCAGGGCUGACUAUGGACGCAGGCAGAUGUCCAUGCAUAUGCAGGAUAAUCUCCAACAGCAACAAAUGAUGGGCAUGGCCUCCCAGACGGGAACCUCCCAUUCCUCCCUGGCCACCACGCCUCCCUCCACAGUCCAACCUAUGCGCCAGAGUUCUGUUGCUCCGCCUCCCACCCAGCGUGUCAAAUCCCAGACCUCCCAUCAGCUGUCCGUCAGUGCAGCUGCUGCACCCUCUGCUCCUGCAAAAACAAGGCCGCAAAGCGGAAACCUUCUCCAGUCGCCAGAAUCUGGCUACGGCAGGCAGCAUGGGCCCCGGCAGCUCUCCGUCAAAGACAACACUGCCCCGGGCCUGCCCCACCAGCAGAGCUCUGUCAGGGAAAGCCAGAGUCCGCAGGGAACCACCAGUCAGAGCACUCAACAGUCACCACAGCAGCAGCCUCAGCAACAGCAGCACCUGCUCAAACCCACUAUGAGCAAACAGGGCUCCCAGUCUCCAUCUACCCUCAAUCCCCCAACGCCAGCCAAUGAGCGGACGGUGGCCUGGGUCUCCAACAUGCCUCAUCUGUCAGCUGACAUUGAAAGUUCUCGGAUUGACCGUGAGGAUUUCAAACUUAAGGAGUACUCAAAAAGCAUGGAUGAGUCACGCAUGGAUAGGGUACGGGAGUACGAGGAGGAGAUCAACUCCCUGAAGGAGCGCUUGAUGAUGUCCCACAAAAAGCUGGAGGAGUAUGAACGGAGGCUCCUCACGCAGGAGCAGCAGACCAAUAAGAUCCUCCUACAGUACCAGAAUCGUCUCGAGGACAGUGAGAGGAGGCUACGGCAACAGCAACUGGAGAAAGACUCCCAAAUUAAAGGAAUAAUUAGCAGACUCAUGGCUGUGGAGGAUGAGAUAAGAGGAGGAGCCAUCCUUGAGCCAAAAACCAGGAUUUUCGCUGAUCAGGAGGACCAGCUUUCCUCCCUGGGUUCUGCAGACCCCGGUGUGAAAACUGAAGGUGGAGGGGGAGGUGGAGGAGGUGGAGCAGUAACCAACGAUCAAGGCCUCAGAGUCUCUUCCUCGGGCAUUUCCUCUGUCAGCUCGCCCCACAAUGGAGUCCUCCCUCAAACCAUAGAUCCUCCCUCUCUACCCGCUCCUCAUCAACAUCCUAGUCAGAAUGGAGAGCUCCGUGGCAGCCAAACAUCUUCCCCAAUGACAACCUCACAGACAACUGGAACUACAGCAGCAGCAACUACAGGCAUAGCAGAAGAAGGGGGAGUAGGUCAAACACAGCACUGAGCCAAAUCAGAGAGAGAUGACCCAAAGGAAAACACCACCCCUGCCCUUUCCCCAUUUAGCAAGACAGUUCUUUGAAAAGAAAUCACCUUUUAUGUUCUUAUUGCCCAGGCAAGAGAGAGAAGAAAAGCGAGCAGGAGACGAGUAGUAAUCAUACAGCUACUGUACAGUGCUUAACACAUUAACACACAACACAAAGGGCUCUUCAAUGGACAUUUGUUCUCUUGAUGCUCACAUGGAGCUUCAGAUAGUAUCAGUCUUGCAGGACAAGACAGUGAUACCUAAUCACGUACUUUGAAUCUGUCAAACAAAGCAUUAACAUGCAUACCAAGAUAUGUGAAUCUGUGCUCCGUGCACUCAUCGCCUGUCUUUGAUUCCACUAGAAACAAACAUGUAAGGAUCAAGAACUAUAGAAUGUCUUGCACCCCAAAGACUUCAUAGUAGCCAUUAGCAAAGAAGUGCUAGAAGCUAGAAGCUAGCUUACAGUAACCCUUGACUCCCAUGGAUGUAGAUGCAUUAAUAUAUCCUGAACACGCCAGGCUACAGUUUGUUUUAGUAGGAAUGUGGCAAUGUGGUCUGGCUUUCAUAGUGCCUUUGAGUGUUUUUCCAACAGGGUUUUACAAUACAGUUAACAGAUGGCGAUCAAGUUGGCUUUGCAAGUAAGGGAAACAAUAUAUGGGCCGAAAACAGAGAUUCAAAGACACAAGAUCAAGCAUCAUAGUGGUUUGAGUGAUGACAGACAUUUCUGGGAACUUCUUUCUUUUUUUCAAUCUAAGGGACGUCUUGUUUUUGGACUGAGCUCGUGCAAUUUUUCUCUUCUCAAUCUCAGAACCGAUUUGUGAUAAACUGGUGCUAAACAGAAACAAAUGGUGCCAUUUUCCAAGUCAGCUGUCUGUGUCUGCCAUAGCACUGCCUCUUUCAUGGUUCACUCACUGUCUUUUCUCUCUCUCUCUCUUCUGCAGUUUGUCUUUGACAGGACUUUUUUUUCCUCCCAAUAUGUUCCGUAUGUGUCCGUCUUUGUUCUUUGUGCAUCGUGUUGUGUUAUGCUUAAACGGGGGUGUUGGGGGUUUCCAUAUCUGUUUUUGCUUUUUUUGCACUCCUCCAAUCUCUGAUUUUAUUCACAUUUAAUAAAAGCAGCUCCCAGGCUCAGAAUUGAUGGAUUAACUUUUGCACUUUUGCCUCCAAAGGCUAUCUGUAGUUUACAACUAGCACUAGUAAUUUUAAUACUUUGAAAGACAGGGAUGAAUGAAGUGUAUUCAGUGUUUGUUUUUUUCUUUCACUUAAAUUAUGUUGAUCCUUUGUUUUUCUAGAAGAUGAUUAGUUUGCUUGUUUCAGGCACAGCCUUUAAUAAUUUAUCUUGCAAUUUUCACCAAAACAAAUAAAUAGUAAAAACAGGUUAGCAGUUGUUUUGGCCAUGCACUACAUUGUACCCCAUUUUUACUUUCAAAUUUGCCAAUUAAACACAAAGAGGAUUUUGUUUCCUUACAAAUAUCUGUGAAAAGACCAUUUCUAGGUUUGCUACGCCUGCCGUUAAGUGCCUGGGAUAGAUGUAUUGAGUAUCCUUUGGCCAGUAGACUAGCUAGUCAUCAACCAAAUGCACCUUAUAAAGCCUUGCUUAACACAAUAAAAUAAAUUAUAUCCCUGAUCCUACAAAUUAUUAUAUAUUAUAUUAUCUUAUAUAUUACUGUGUGUACUUUGCUUAACUUGAGGUUUCUUUUUGUAAAUGAAAAGAGACCGGUUGUUGAAAACAAAGCAAAAAAAAGAAAAAAAGUUUGACAACACCAUUUAAACAAACCAAAAAGUAAAGCAUUUAAUUUAUUGCAAAUUUUAGAGAAUUGUUUGAUGUACUUUGCAAAUGAACUCAUGAUUUGAUUUCUCAUGUGUCCAAUGCUGAAAACACGUCUUUGAAAUGUUUGCAACAUGUAUCCAUAUUCCUUCAUUUUGUGUAUGAACUGUCUGCUGUAAGGUUUGUCUCGAUGUGAUUUUGUUUUUGUCUUUGUAGCCUCACACACUGGUGUCGCUCUGCAACAACUUGGCUUGUUUUAAAGUGCAGGUUGAACCAAGAAGUGUUUCACAUCAGCCAUUUUUCUCUUUAGACAGACCACAACAUUUUUGUUUUUGCCGUGUCAAAGGUCAAAAUGGCCUGCGGUGGUUAAGCUUAGAUUAGACUUCUAAUGAUAGUGAAUGUUGAACCACCAAAUGUUAAUAAUGCUAGCAGUCUUAUGCAGGGAAAGAUUGUCUAUUUAGGGCUACUUCUUUCUUGUGAAUUUACUUGUGUGGUGAAUGUUGGAUUCAAAGCGGGCUAGGUUAUGAACAUCAGUGUCUUUUCAGAGACGUGAUAUGAUCCGUGAUUGAGAAAUUAACAUUGCUGUGAAAAUACCUCAGUGACUCAGGUAAACAAGCAGUUGCCUCAGAGCUGAACACAAAAACUAUAGAAAAUAAAAAGAGACGAGUCCAGCUUUGGAAAGACUGCCACCAUGCAGAUACUCGGUCAAUAGCUAUGCUUUAAUAGCACCUGAUCAAGCACCCUCCCCCGUUUCUUCUCUCUCUCUGUCUCCCUUUUUUCUCCCCCAGCCACUCUCAAAGCUUCAUCGAGGACAAUGUGGAACCUAAUUGGCUGAUGCACCACCGGCAGUCUGCAGGGUGGCAUGGCCAAAUGUCCAGAGCCCUCUCUCGUGACGCGAUUGGCUGACAAAGGGAGAACUUGGGGCACUGGUCCCAUUCUCUUUGCUCAAAGGAUGGUGCAGAGCCCCAGCGGACCAUGUAAGGAAAUGCUGGGUUUUUUUGGCUUUUUUGUUUUCACUUUACUUGGGCCCUCUCUCUCUGAUUUGAUAACAGGAUUAUUUUUUUUUUUUUAAAUAUGUUUGAUGCCUCAUGGUUGGAUCUACAUUUGACUUACAAACAAAAGGUAGGCUGGACAGAUAUUGUUGUUGUCAGCCUGCCGAGCAUGCAAAGAACAGCUAUGCAGUCUGAUCAAUCAGCAGAACGGAGGAACACAAAAGCCAAGGAAGGCGCGAUGCUCAAAGUGAGAGAGAGGGGUGGGUAAGAUGUAUUUCAAAGGUGCUUGACUUCUCUUAAAAUUUUCAGUCCAAGCUGAUUUGCUUUCAUAGCAUUUAUUUGCCUCUCUCUCUCUCUCUAUCUCUAUCUCUCUUGUAGUCUUUUCAAAUUACCCCUUGAUUCCUCUUCAUCUAUUCACUCUUUAUGCAUCUAGGAUUUUAAAAAGCAUUAUUUAACCACUUCAGUCUUACUUCGUUCUAGACACACUUGAUCUCUUUCUCUCCUCGUAGUUUUUAGCUCUUCCGUUUGAAUCUCGUUCAGCGUUUGAUUUUAAAGGAACCUAAAUAUGCACAGCCUAAUUCAUAACGUAAAACCGCUUCUAAACAAUACUCUUGCUUCAGUGAAGACUUUGAAAAGCCGGACAGAAUGUUAUUAUUUAUAUUUCUAUGAUGAAACUGCUUAUUCUUACAAUUAAAGAAAAACUCUUCGUUUAAAAUCUUCCGGAGGAGAUAUUUAUUUCUUGAUAUAGAUAGAUGCCUCUAUCUAAUGGAAGUUCAUAAAUAACCCAUUUUAUAUGAACCGAGUUUCUUACCGAGACAAUCUUUUGGAAAGAAGAGUUGCCCCAAAAGACUGCGGCGAAAGGGACGAACUCGUGUUUCACCUACUCCCCUUACGACAGUUUGCACGUUGCUGACACCUGAUCCCUCCUUGCUCUUGGUUAUUAUUGUUCAAAAGUGAAAAAAGUGGACGGAUGUCGCCAUGGAGCUCUCCAUAUACGGACGAUGUGAAAGUGAUUGGAUAAGGACAUUCUUACAGCUAUCGUUUUGUACUCCACUUUGACUUUCUGUCUGUAGAGUUUUAACCAAGCAGAGGAUGAACUCUUGGUUUCAGUGUGGCCACAUUUCUGCAGUCAAAUUGCUGUAAAACUCCCCGUUCUCUUUCUAUGGAUGGACUCCACUGACACCAAUCUGAGUUGAAAUCCCUGCCAUUUCCACUUUUGACUGAAGCGAGAGAGAGACAUGUUAGAGGUCCUGCUGAAACGAGUGAAUGUGUUUGUAUAUAAGUGUGUGUACUGGCUCAAUCUUUGUGUAUAUACUGGAUACAUGUGUAUAUAUGGUAUGUCUAUGUGUAUAUACAGUUUGUUUGUAUAUGCAGAGUGUACAGCUAUUUUUUCCUCUAAUGUUUCUCUCUCUUUCUAUGAAUAGGUCUUCUCAAGUUACCAAUAUUGAGGCAUGGAAAGGUUUUUACAUGUACUGACAGCUAUCAGAGGCACUUUCUGUGCAGACUUAGAAUAUCAGCAAGGUCUGUCACUUCUAGCUGCAUUCUUGAAGCUCUCAUACAAGAAGUAACUCACGUAAUAUUAAGCUUGCACUCAUUUUCUGACCAACUAAAAGAGCUUUUCUAAGUAGAUUUGGGUGACCAAGCAAUGUUUGUACAUAUAUAGACUUAGACCUUUUUUCCCCCCAGAAACCUCCAUUUGCAUUUCUUUAAAAAUUCUCAACCUGUUUUGAGUUCUUGCGUAUCUGGCGUUCACUUAUAUGUUUGCAGCGGUUGUCAAUCAGAGCUAUAUAUUUAUUCAGACAACCCUUAUAUAUUUCUUGAAAUUUUGUUCCCCAAAUUCUGCUUCUCAUGGAACCGUCUAACCUUUUUGUGCGGCUAGACUGGCAAACCCUUCCAUGAAAGUCUACUGUCAUUACUCACCAUUGCUCGUUUUUGUAUAGGUCCUUACUAAAUAAGUGUGCCUCCUCCCCCUUAUACUCUUACUAACCUUAGAUCCGUUACCUCCGCUGAUCGCUCAUCUCCAUUACCCCUUGACAAGCCAUAGCCCCCACCCUCCGUGAAACCUCCUCUAUUGUUGUUUUGACAGGACAGACAUUUGGGGAUUUUGUGUAUAUUAAUGGAAGAGUGGUGUUGAAGAGUGUAUUGCAGUUGUAUAUGGAUUUGUUAUGAAUGUGGAUAUUCUGAUCAUUGAAUUAUUAUUGUAAUAAUGAUAAUAAUUAUUGCCUCUUUGAUUUUGUUGAUUAAUUCCUUUGAUGCAGUUGAUGAAGAUGCCAUUGUUCCUUUUUUUCUUUCUCUCUCUCUCUCUCUUUUUUUUUUUUUUUGGAAUACACCGGAAUUUAUAUUUUUCGGGUGGGUGAUUCUGGAGAUAGAAAUACAUAAAUAAAUUAAUAAAUAAACAAAUAAUUAAAUUCUUAA
This is a messenger RNA of Oreochromis niloticus (Nile tilapia), 10401 nucleotides long. It is a transcript of the gene syngap1b, whose product is annotated as synaptic Ras GTPase activating protein 1b. NCBI's taxonomy places the organism in Eukaryota, Metazoa, Chordata, Actinopteri, Cichliformes, Cichlidae. Gene Ontology annotation, biological process: regulation of GTPase activity. The record is from RefSeq and is a predicted model, not a curated record.